UCUGUUGCCCAUUUACAGGAAUUCAUGUGACAUCUGGACAGAUAGGUUUGAUUUUCCCUCUAGUUGCAUCUCAUUCAUGUCCUGUUAAGAAGCGAGAGAAGAAAGAGAAGAAGGUUUUUGGAAGCUGGCGAUUUAUUUUACAACCAGAUCAGCAAUGCUGCAUUUUUGUGACAAGUGAAAGAGAAAGUAGAGAGGGUUGUGUUUAAAGGAGCUAGAGACACUGUUCGUGUGCGUCGACAAUAAACAGCGAGAACAACUUCUGCAGGAAUGUCUUGAAAGUGAGAUUAUUACAACUGAAGCUGAAAGUGUAGAAGUGGUCUCAUACAAUCGUCAAAAGAUGAAUUACUUGCCAAAUGGUGUUCAAUUAUGGUACAAAAAGAUGCCAUCUCCAGGUAAGAUAUACGCGCUCUACGGCUUGUUUAUAAUCCACAGUAAUGAUAUGUAUUUUACAUGCAUUAUUACCAAUCUCCUGCCAGCAGCCAGUAGGUACCAUGGCUUAUCAAACCAAGGAGCAACAGAUUACCUAAACAGUGUGCUGCAGGUGCUUUUCAUGACCGAAGACUUCACAGAGGCUGUGGAAAGGCACACCUGUGAAAAUCCUGGCACUGAGUGUAUCGAUCCUCAUCUUACAUCAUUGUUUAAAGACUUAAAAGAACAAAAGGCAUACACCUAUAAAAUCACACAGAAGCUGGGCGUCAACAAUGUGUAUGAACAGCGUGAUGCUGCUGAGUACUAUGAGAAGAUUUUAGGUCGGACCAGUCCUGACGCAUCAGAGAUCUUUCACGGCCUUUUGACACACAAGACCAUAUGUUCUUCAUGUUGUACUGAGACUGACAGAGAUGGGGCAUUUUGGCAUCUUUCUCUUGCAUUGGUGGAUUACAGUGAACACUACAGUGUAGUAAGAAACCGUUUUUCUGUUGCCAGGAAAUAUCUAGUAAACUAAAUAUAUUUACAAAGUAAUAUCUUGGUCAUAGAUCUCAUCAGUUGAGUGAAACGCCAUUAUCAGGAAUACUUGUGAUAUAUCAAAAUGACCUUGAGAAGACAUUUAUGAACACUUUACUUUAGACAAA
This is a messenger RNA of Etheostoma spectabile (orangethroat darter), 1070 nucleotides long. Its product is annotated as ubiquitin carboxyl-terminal hydrolase 21. Gene Ontology annotation, molecular function: cysteine-type deubiquitinase activity. The coding region runs from base 338 to 943 and encodes 201 amino acids. The transcript has 5 exons. Gene Ontology annotation, biological process: protein deubiquitination. Gene Ontology annotation, cellular component: nucleus; cytosol. The record is from RefSeq and is a predicted model, not a curated record. NCBI's taxonomy places the organism in Eukaryota, Metazoa, Chordata, Actinopteri, Perciformes, Percidae.